Messenger RNA from Knipowitschia caucasica, 4194 nucleotides. NCBI's taxonomy places the organism in Eukaryota, Metazoa, Chordata, Actinopteri, Gobiiformes, Gobiidae. The record is from the annotation of a GenBank genome assembly.
AUGAGUAGCCCAUCUUCAGACGCCUGGUCCAGUGAUGAUGAUGACGAUGAGUCCUUCCUCCUCCUGGAAGCCCGAGCUCCUCUUCAUUAUCCAGCAACGUUUCAGUCUUUUCUGACACAUUGCUCAGAACAGACGCUCCUGCAGCAGACAGACAGGGCAGGUCCAACAGACACCACAGACGCUCCUGCAGCAGACAGACAGGGCAGGUCCAACAGACACCACAGACGCUCCUGCAGCAGACAGACAGGGCAGGUCCAACAGACACCACAGACGCUCCUGCAGCAGACAGACAGGGCAGGUCCAACAAGACACCACAGACGCUCCUGCAGCAGACAGACAGGGCAGGUCCAACAGACACCACAGACGCUCCUGCAGCAGACAGACAGGGCCGGUCCAACAGACACCACAGACGCUCCUGCAGCAGACAGACAGGGAAGGUCCAACAGACACCACAGACGCUCCUGCAGCAGACAGACAGGGCAGGUCCAACAGACACCACAGACGCUCCUGCAGCAGACAGACAGGGCAGGUCCAACAGACACCACAGACGCUCCUGCAGCAGACAGACAGGGCAGGUCCAACAGACACCACAGACGCUCCUGCAGCAGACAGACAGGGCAGGUCCAACAGACCCCACAGACGCUCCUGCAGCAGACAGACAGGGCAGGUCCAGACACCACAGACGCUCCUGCAGCAGACAGACAGGGCCGGUCCAACAGACACCACAGACGCUCCUGCAGCAGACAGACAGGGAAGGUCCAACAGACACCACAGACGCUCCUGCAGCAGACAGACAGGGCAGGUCCAACAGACACCACAGACGCUCCUGCAGCAGACAGACAGGGCAGGUCCAACAGACACCACAGACGCUCCUGCAGCAGACAGACAGGGCAGGUCCAACAGACACCACAGACGCUCCUGCAGCAGACAGACAGGGCAGGUCCAACAGACCCCACAGACGCUCCUGCAGCAGACAGACAGGGCAGGUCCAGACACCACAGACGCUCCUGCAGCAGACAGACAGGGCAGGUCCAACAGACACCACAGACGCUCCUGCAGCAGACAGACAGGGCAGGUCCAACAGACACCACAGACGCUCCUGCAGCAGACAGACAGGGCAGGUCCAACAGACACCACAGACGCUCCUGCAGCAGACAGACAGGGCCGGUCCAACAGACACCACAGACGCUCCUGCAGCAGGCAGACAGGGAAGGUCCAACAGACACCACAGACGCUCCUGCAGCAGACAGACAGGGCAGGUCCAACAGACACCACAGACGCUCCUGCAGCAGACAGACAGGGCAGGUCCAACAGACCCCACAGACGCUCCUGCAGCAGACAGACAGGGCAGGUCCAACAGACACCACAGACGCUCCUGCAGCAGACAGACAGGGCAGGUCCAACAGACACCACAGACGCUCCUGCAGCAGACAGACAGGGCCGGUCCAACAGACACCACAGACGCUCCUGCAGCAGACAGACAGGGAAGGUCCAACAGACACCACAGACGCUCCUGCAGCAGACAGACAGGGCAGGUCCAACAGACACUAUAGACGCUCCUGCAGCAGACAGACAGGGCAGGUCCAACAGACCCCACAGACGCUCCUGCAGCAGACAGACAGGGCAGGUCCAACAGACACCACAGACGCUCCUGCAGCAGACAGACAGGGCAGGUCCAACAGACACCACAGACGCUCCUGCAGCAGACAGACAGGGCAGGUCCAACAGACACCACAGACGCUCCUGCAGCAGACAGACAGGGCAGGUCCAACAGACACCACAGACGCUCCUGCAGCAGACAGACAGGGAAGGUCCAACAGACACCACAGACGCUCCUGCAGCAGACAGACAGGGCAGGUCCAACAGACACCACAGACGCUCCUGCAGCAGACAGACAGGGCAGGUCCAACAGACACCACAGACGCUCCUGCAGCAGACAGACAGGGCAGGUCCAACAGACACCACAGACGCUCCUGCAGCAGACAGACAGGGCAGGUCCAACAGACACCACAGACGCUCCUGCAGCAGACAGACAGGGCAGGUCCAACAGACACCACAGACGCUCCUGCAGCAGACAGACAGGGCCGGUCCAACAGACACCACAGACGCUCCUGCAGCAGACAGACAGGGAAGGUCCAACAGACACCACAGACGCUCCUGCAGCAGACAGACAGGGCAGGUCCAACAGACACCACAAACGCUCCUGCAGCAGACAGACAGGGCAGGUCCAACAGACCCCACAGACGCUCCUGCAGCAGACAGACAGGGCAGGUCCAACAGACACCACAGACGCUCCUGCAGCAGACAGACAGGGCAGGUCCAACAGACACCACAGACGCUCCUGCAGCAGACAGACAGGGCAGGUCCAACAGACACCACAGACGCUCCUGCAGCAGACAGACAGGGCAGGUCCAACAGACACCACAGACGCUCCUGCAGCAGACAGACAGGGCAGGUCCAACAGACACCACAGACGCUCCUGCAGCAGACAGACAGGGAAGGUCCAACAGACACCACAGACGCUCCUGCAGCAGACAGACAGGGCAGGUCCAACAGACACCACAGACGCUCCUGCAGCAGACAGACAGGGCAGGUCCAACAGACACCACAGACGCUCCUGCAGCAGACAGACAGGGCAGGUCCAACAGACACCACAGACGCUCCUGCAGCAGACAGACAGGGCAGGUCCAACAGACACCACAGACGCUCCUGAAGCAGACAGACAGGGCAGGUCCAACAGACCCCACAGACGCUCCUGCAGCAGACAGACAGGGCAGGUCCAACAGACACCACAGACGCUCCUGCAGCAGACAGACAGGGCAGGUCCAACAGACACCACAGACGCUCCUGCAGCAGACAGACAGGGCAGGUCCAACAGACACCACAGACGCUCCUGCAGCAGACAGACAGGGCAGGUCCAACAGACACCACAGACGCUCCUGCAGCAGACAGACAGGGCAGGUCCAACAGACACCACAGACGCUCCUGAAGCAGACAGACAGGGCAGGUCCAACAGAACCCACAGACGCUCCUGCAGCAGACAGACAGGGCAGGUCCAACAGACACCACAGACGCUCCUGCAGCAGACAGACAGGGCAGGUCCAACAGACACCACAGACGCUCCUGCAGCAGACAGACAGGGCAGGUCCAACAGACACCACAGACGCUCCUGCAGCAGACAGACAGGGCAGGUCCAACAGACCCCACAGACGCUCCUGCAGCAGACAGACAGGGCAGGUCCAACAGACCCACAGACGCUCUGAGCAGACAGACAGGGCAGGUCCAACAGACCCCACAGACGCUCCUGCAGCAGACAGACAGACAGGGCAGGUCCAACAGACACCACAGACGCUCCUGCAGCAGACAGACAGGGCAGGUCCAACAGACACCACAGACGCUCCUGCAGACAGACAGACAGGGCAGGUCCAACAGACACCACAGACGCUCCUGCAGACAGACAGACAGGGCAGGUCCAACAGACACCACAGACGCUCCUUCAGCAGACAGACAGACAGGGCAGGUCCAACAGACACCACAGACGCUCCUGCAGCAGACAGACAGGGCAGGUCCAACAGACACCACAGACGCUCCUGCAGCAGACAGACAGGGCAGGUCCAACAGACACCACAGACGCUCCUGCAGCAGACAGACAGGGCAGGUCCAACAGACCCCACAGACGCUCCUGAAGCAGACAGACAGGGCAGGUCCAACAGACCCCACAGACGCUCCUGCAGCAGACAGACAGACAGGGCAGGUCCAACAGACACCACAGACGCUCCUGCAGCAGCAGACAGCAGGCAGUCCAACAGACACCACAGACGCUCCUGCAGCAGACAGACAGGGCAGGUCCAACAGACACCACAGACGCUCCUGCAGACAGACAGACAGGGCAGGUCCAACAGACACCACAGACGCUCCUGCAGACAGACAGGGCAGGUCCAACAGACACCACAGACGCUCCUUCAGCAGACAGACAGACAGGGCAGGUCCAACAGACACCACAGACGCUCCUUCAGCAGACAGACAGGGCAGGUCCAACAGACACCACAGACGCUCCUGCAGCAGACAGACAGACAGGGCAGGUCCAACAGACCCCACAGACGCUCCUUCAGCAGACAGACAGGGCAGGUCCAACAGACACCACAGACGCUCCUGCAGCAGACAUACGCACUUUUUCCACCUCGUUAUUGGUGA